GGCGACAUAAGAAAAUAAAUCAAAUAAAAGAGCAAAUUAGGCAAACAUUUUUGUGUGCUGUUGUCAUACGCUGUGUUGUUCCCGUUCUUUGAUGUUGUUGUUGUAGAUUUUUUUUUUUGUAUUUUUUUGGCUAUUUUUUUUUUUGUAUUUUUUUCGCGAAGAAAGUGCAUUGCAACGGAAUGAAAUGAAAUUGAAAUCAUAACGAAACGAAACGAAAUGAAAGUGCAGCACAGAGCGGGGCGCGCACGUGCCAGUGGGAUGAACGGAUGGGCACCUGGGUCGGUGGCGGAGGUGUGGAAGGGGGUGUUCGUUCAAUAGAUCCGGAUCCGGAGUUGGGUGGGGAGUGGAGUGGAGAGGAGAGGAGAGUCCGGCAAUUGUUGCACACACGCUUUACCCAAUCAUCAUGUUGUUUCUUGUUUGUUGUGUGCUUCUUUCUGUUCCCUCCGUUAAUGCGCCCCCUUUCUCACUCUAUCUCCCUAUCUUUUGUCUUUCCGCCUCACCUCCUCUCCUGCAGUGCAAACAGUGAAAUGCGGCAAGCGCGUUAAAAGUAAUCAAAAAUUAACGAAAAUAAAAUACAAGAAAUUGCAAAAGGAAAAGGAAACCCAAAAACAAAGUGCAGAAAGAGCCACAGAGGGAGAAGAAAGCUGAACGGUGAAGGAGCAGAAGAAAGCUGAAAAGCAGCAGCAUCAGUAGUGUAGUGGAGCAUCGGCAGCCACAAGGAAUAUUACGGUAUAUCCACCCACAAAAAAAAAAAGGCAAUCAAAGAGCUGAACACCAAAAAACAAAAAAAAAAAGUGCCAUAUGCAACCGAUAAGACUGUGUGAUUGGUCAAGUGGUGAACAGCUCCGACAGCGGCGGAUUAAAGUUGUGGAGGUUCCCGUCCCCGUCGUCGUCGCCGCCCAGCGAUUAUCGAGUGAUUGAGUGAGACGUGAGACGUAAGGAGCGAGAAUUGGGAACGAGACCAUCGAAAUGGCGGUCGGCCGGGGCAGCAGUGUUGCGGCGAUGCCCAGCGAUGUCGUCGUUGCCCCCUCGGACAACUGCUGAAGCAGGAGCACAGAAGCUGAUGAGGCGCCACACCGAUCAAUAGCAAUCGAACAUCAAUUGAUCCAGCUGACGAGCGGACGAGCGAGCGCACUGCGACGACCAUCCUCCAUCCAGCCAUCGAGCCAAAGGAUAUCCGCUCUCGCACUCGCAUUCGCAGUCGCAGUCGGAGUCAGCGUCGCAUCGGACCAUCUAUCCAUCAGCUGACAACUGUCACCCGUCAUCCGUCAACUGUCAGAGCGACUCGCCGGGCGACUAGGCGACUCGGCGAAGACCAGUCCAACUGUCAUCGGCCGAAGCGGAAGACCAGCGGACCCGGCCAGCACGGGACAGGACAGUGUCGGUACAGUGUCGAGCAGUGCCGGCGCAGCGUAGCGUGUAGGCGGCAAAAUGCCUGGCGGACGACGUGGACUGGUUGCGCCGCAAAACACAUUCCUCGAGAACAUCAUCCGGCGCUCCAACUCGCAGCCGGACAGCUCGUUUCUUUUGGCCAACGCACAAAUCGUCGAUUUUCCGAUCGUCUACUGCAAUGAGUCCUUCUGCAAGAUCAGCGGCUACAACCGGGCCGAGGUCAUGCAGAAGUCGUGCAGGUAUGUAUGCGGCUUCAUGUACGGCGAGCUGACAGACAAGGAGACGGUGGGACGGCUGGAGUACACGCUGGAGAACCAGCAGCAGGAUCAAUUCGAAAUAUUGCUCUACAAGAAAAACAAUGUGCAGUGUGGCUGCGCCCUCUCCCAAUUUGGCAAGGCGCAAACACAAGAGACCCCACUAUGGCUGCUGCUGCAGGUUGCGCCCAUACGGAACGAAAGGGAUCUGGUUGUGCUGUUCCUGUUGACGUUCCGGGAUAUAACGGCCCUCAAGCAGCCCAUCGACAGCGAGGACACCAAGGGAGCGGUUAAUCUAUUUUUACCAGUUUUAGGUCUCUCGAAGUUCGCCAAGUUGGCCCGCUCGGUGACGCGGAGCCGCCAGUUCAGCGCCCAUCUGCCCACGCUGAAGGACCCCACGAAGCAGUCCAACCUGGCGCAUAUGAUGUCACUGAGCGCGGAUAUUAUGCCACAGUACCGACAGGAAGCGCCGAAGACGCCGCCACACAUACUCUUGCAUUAUUGUGCAUUUAAAGCAAUUUGGGACUGGGUGAUAUUGUGUUUAACAUUUUAUACCGCCAUCAUGGUGCCAUACAAUGUAGCGUUUAAAAAUAAAACCUCAGAGGAUGUUUCCCUUCUCGUGGUCGAUUCCAUAGUCGAUGUUAUAUUCUUUAUAGAUAUUGUUUUAAACUUCCACACCACGUUUGUGGGCCCGGGCGGAGAGGUGGUCAGCGAUCCGAAGGUGAUACGGAUGAACUACCUCAAGUCGUGGUUCAUCAUCGACCUGCUCAGCUGCCUGCCAUAUGAUGUCUUCAAUGCGUUCGACCGGGACGAGGACGGCAUCGGGUCCCUGUUCAGUGCCCUCAAGGUGGUGCGCCUCCUGCGGCUGGGUCGGGUUGUGCGGAAGCUGGACCGCUACCUGGAGUACGGGGCUGCCAUGCUGAUCUUGUUGCUCUGCUUCUACAUGCUGGUGGCGCACUGGCUGGCCUGUAUUUGGUACUCGAUUGGGCGCAGCGAUGCGGACAAUGGGAUCCAAUACAGCUGGCUGUGGAAGCUGGCGAAUGUCACGCAAUCUCCGUACUCUUACAUCUGGAGCAAUGACACGGGGCCGGAGCUGGUGAACGGGCCGUCGAGGAAGAGCAUGUAUGUGACGGCCCUGUACUUCACCAUGACCUGCAUGACCUCGGUUGGCUUUGGCAAUGUCGCCGCGGAGACAGACAACGAGAAGGUGUUCACCAUCUGCAUGAUGAUCAUUGCAGCUCUGCUGUAUGCCACAAUCUUUGGUCAUGUGACCACCAUCAUACAGCAGAUGACCUCAGCGACGGCCAAGUACCACGACAUGCUCAACAACGUGAGGGAGUUCAUGAAGCUGCACGAGGUGCCCAAGGCCCUCAGUGAGCGCGUGAUGGACUAUGUGGUCUCUACGUGGGCCAUGACCAAGGGUCUGGACACCGAGAAGGUACUAAACUAUUGUCCGAAAGAUAUGAAGGCUGACAUAUGUGUUCAUCUAAAUCGCAAAGUAUUUAACGAGCAUCCGGCAUUUCGUCUGGCCUCGGAUGGUUGUCUCCGCGCUUUAGCGAUGCACUUCAUGAUGUCCCAUUCGGCGCCCGGAGAUCUGCUCUACCACACCGGCGAGAGCAUCGACAGUCUCUGCUUCAUUGUGACAGGAAGCCUGGAGGUGAUACAGGACGAUGAGGUUGUGGCAAUACUGGGCAAAGGCGACGUCUUCGGCGAUCAAUUCUGGAAGGACUCGGCCGUUGGCCAGAGCGCGGCCAAUGUGCGCGCUCUGACCUAUUGUGAUUUGCAUGCCAUCAAACGUGAUAAAUUGCUCGAAGUCCUCGAUUUCUAUUCGGCAUUUGCGAAUAGCUUUGCACGCAAUCUGGUGCUCACCUACAAUCUCAGACAUCGACUGAUUUUUCGCAAGGUGGCCGAUGUGAAGCGCGAAAAAGAAUUGGCCGAACGGCGUAAGAACGAGCCGCAAUUGCCCCAGAAUCAGGACCAUCUCGUUCGCAAGAUCUUCUCCAAGUUCCGGCGCACCCCCCAGGUGCAAGCCGGCAGCAAAGACCUCGUCGGUGGCGGCACGGGCUCUGGUCAGAGCGAUGUCGAGAAAGGCGACGGCGAGGUGGAACGCGUUAAGAAGCUACCAGCCAAAUUGACAUUAACCGAGGACUCACGCAUCCUAACGACCGCCGCCGUACCAUCACCAUCGCCAUCACCCUCGCCCUCAUCGGGUCCACCAUCUGCGCGGAGUACCCGUGCCAGCAAGUGGGGACGCCUUCUGGGCAGUUCAAGCGUCGAUUCAGCUAGCGACACUAGCGCCAAGGUAGCCGUCUCGAGAAGUUUGAGCGCCCGCGAGAGUCUCCGUGAGAGCACUGCCCAGGCGCGGCAGAGUAGUACUUCGAGUAGCAAUGGUGGACAAGGCAACAAACAUUUACAAUUAAGCAAAGUUUUCCCAAAGGCGCCCAAGCUGCAGGCGAGCCAGGCGACGCUCGCCCGCCAGGAUACCAUCGACGAGGGCGGCGAGGUGGACUCCUCUCCACCCAGUCGCGACAGCCGUAUAGUCAUCGAUGGAGGGGCGGCCUCGGUUACCGUUGGAGCCACUGCAGCAGGGACGGCAGCGGCAGCAGCAGCAGCGGCAGCGUCAGGAGGUGCGGCAGUCACAGGCCCGGGCUCAUCUGGUUCUGGAGGAGGGGCCGGAGCAGUGACGGCGCUGGUGAAGGGAGAGCGCAACCUGGCCCUGGAGCGAGAACGCCAGAUUGAGAUGGCCAGCUCGCGGGCCACCACCUCGGACACGUACGACACGGGCCUGCGCGAGACGCCGCCCACGCUGGCGCAGCGAGAUCUCAUCGCCACCGUCCUGGACAUGAAGGUGGACGUGCGGCUGGAGCUGCAGCGCAUGCAGCAGCGGAUAGGCCGCAUCGAGGACCUGCUGGGCGAGCUGGUGAAGCGGCUCGGACCGCAGCAGGGGGGGGACAACAGCAGCGGCCAGACGACGCCCGGCGACGAGAUCUGUGCGGGCUGCGGCGCGAGCGGCGUCGCGGCAGGUCCAGGAGCAGGACCAGGGCCAGGACCGGGGACAGGGCCUGGGCCGGGCACGCCCACGACCCCGGCCACAGUGACGGUCACCACGCCCGUAGACACUGUGAUAACCAUCUCAUCCCCCACGUCAGCAGCGGCACGAGGGGCUGGGGCUGGCGCUGGCAGCGGUCUACUAAAUCCAGGCGUCCCAGUUGUGUCGAGCGCGGGAGGCAACGGCCUGGGGCCACUGAUGCUCAAGAAGCGACGCUCGAAGAGCAGGAAAGCACCGGCGCCUCCUAAGCAGACACUCGCCUUGGCCGGCGCGGCCUCAACGACCACAACUCUGACGGGCGCCGCUGGAUCUGGUACGACGAGCGUGGCAGCGUCAGCGUCACCUGCAGCGGCAGCAGGGGCAGGCUCUCCCAGCGGUGCUUCUCCAACGGAACUGCUGCACCUGCGGCUGCUCGAGGAGGACUUUACGGCGGCCCAGCUGCCGCCCUCGACACCAACAGCCACGACCCCGACAUCAUUGGCCACGCCUCCCGGCAGCGGCACGCCAGCGGCGGGUAGUGCCACCACCUCGCCCACGGGCCCGCCACCCACGCUACCAACGACCACAGGCAGCAGCGGUCCAAGGAGCGGCAAACGGGAGUUCCUCUAGCCCAAGAUUCUGUUGCGGCAUCAGUCUUCGGCUUCGGCUCCGGCUUCGGGUUCAGCUUCGGCUUUGGCUUCAGCUUCCGCGGAGAACAUGGAGAGCAUGGAGCAAUAAAAUAAGCCACUAUGGGGAGAGGGAUGCUCCCGGCCAUGCCCAUGCCCACGCCCACGCCUAUGCUAGUUAGACUAAAUAUAUAUUAAGAUAAUUAAUGCUGUAACCUGUAACCUCAAGAGCUAGACUAACCUCCAAAAAGCUCACUGCUCCAACAUGUAUCUCUCUCUCUCUUGCUCUGAAUCUAUCUCUCUCUCUCUCUCUAUCUCUCUCUAUGUCUCGAUGUAAGAAUACCUUUCCAUAACUCGUAUCUCGCUUUUCUCUCACCGAACUAAACACACACACACACACACACUGAAUGGAAGUGCUCGAUACUUGAUAUUCGAUACUUUAGCCCAUUAGCCGAUCCGCGAUGAUUAGCGUUAGCGAUAGAGAUAACGAUUACGAUUAAGGCAGAGCAUAUUGCUUACGAUUUUGCUACAUUUACUGCAAUUAUUUACCUUUAUACAUGUACACGGAUAUACUAAAGGGGAUAGGGAUAUUACGUAGAUAACGUCACAGAUGGACAGACAAGGAUGAUACGCAGAUACGGUUAGUUGUAUAUACAUGGAUAACUUUGUGAUAACUGCUGAAGUGCGAAGGGAGGCGAACAAAACAGAAAGAAAGAAACGAGGAAAGCUAACGACAGAGAUCGAUCAAUGCCCGUGAAUUGUACAUAGCAUAUAGCAUAGCCUAUACUCAUCCUGCGAGUAGCCUAGGAUUCGUAUUCACACACACACACACACACGCCCAAAACCCCCCCGAAGAGAGAGCUGGAGGAGAAGAUCCCAAUGGGGAUUGAUAUGUACAUACAGACAUACUCGUAUGGGUAUCUAGCCCGUCCUAUUACUUAACGAAAACUCGAAUGAAGAGAGAAACUCGGAUUGAAGAGCACCAACCACUCUCGCAGCACUCGCACUACUCGCUUGGCUCUCCUGUAGGCUUAGGCGCGUAGGUAACUCAACGAAGAUACUCAAGAAUGGAGGACGAAGCUCCGCUCCCAGUACGAGAUACAACACACAAGACACACACUAACAAAAAGUUGCGACAAUCGACAGACCUAAGAAAAGAAAAUAGGUAACUAAGAAAAAGAAACAGAAAAAGAAUAAGAAACUACCUUUUAAAGAAAACCUCUUCAAAUAAAAGAGCAAACAGAAAAACCAAAAUUUGUAUAGAGCUUGUAAAUAUUUGAAUUACGAAUACUAUUUGGAAAACAUACAGACAUACAUAUGUAUAUGUUAAUGUUCAUUACACUCACUCUCAGACCUACACAUAUUUUGUGAUACAAAAAUUAGCUGAAAAUAGUACCCAAAAAUAACAUAAAUAUUUGUUAACGCUUAUACCCGAAGCAAAAGCAAGAGGAGGGCGCAAAGAACAUUUGUUAGAGAACUAUGCUUUAUGUAGCAUAGAUCAAACUAGAAUAUAUUGUAUAAUGGUACGGAUAUCGCAAAGAUGCAAGUAUACAAAUACUAAUGGAGAUGUGUCCUGAGCAGUUGAAAAGUUUAAUGGCAAGGUUUCAUUACGUUUAAGUCGCCAGAGUCGCCAGAGUCGCAGUCCACUCGAAGUUCGUUCUGUUCCUGUUUGAGGUUCGAUUUUGCCGUACAUAUACUCCUACUGUAGAGGUCGGUAGCAGACUUCCCAUUCCCUCCCAAAGCAAUACGAAUACGAACUGUCUUCCUGCCAUUGCUGGAGGUGUGGGGUUGGGUGUCUGGGGA
This is a messenger RNA of Drosophila miranda, 7103 nucleotides long. It is a transcript of the gene eag, whose product is annotated as potassium voltage-gated channel protein eag. NCBI's taxonomy places the organism in Eukaryota, Metazoa, Arthropoda, Insecta, Diptera, Drosophilidae. Gene Ontology annotation, biological process: regulation of membrane potential; potassium ion transmembrane transport. Gene Ontology annotation, molecular function: voltage-gated potassium channel activity. The record is from RefSeq and is a predicted model, not a curated record. Gene Ontology annotation, cellular component: membrane. The transcript has 18 exons. Bases 1432 to 5304 code for a protein of 1290 amino acids.